Acaulospora morrowiae is the source of this 297-nucleotide messenger RNA. NCBI's taxonomy places the organism in Eukaryota, Fungi, Glomeromycota, Glomeromycetes, Diversisporales, Acaulosporaceae. The record is from the annotation of a GenBank genome assembly.
AUGAAACCUGAACUUAACGAAAAAUCACAAAAUGCAUUCCUCGGUUUACGCGGGAUCGUAAAGGCAAUUGUCAAAAAUUCGAAUGGCAGCGAAGAGGUGAUGAGAACUGCUAGACUUUUCGCGAAUAUUGACGUAUCGAUGAAAUCUACCCAUCAGUCUUUGGAGAAAUUAACAUCAGGAAUUACACAACUUCAAGAAAGAAACGUGCAAAUACUUAAUACUUUAUACGUGAUUCCUCAAAUUUCUGAUAACCUGAAAGUUGAUGAGUUGAUAAAAACCUCAUCUAAUGAUUCCUAG